This is a messenger RNA of Anopheles maculipalpis, 5199 nucleotides long. RefSeq names its product endoribonuclease Dicer. Lineage: Eukaryota; Metazoa; Arthropoda; Insecta; Diptera; Culicidae. The transcript has 7 exons. Gene Ontology annotation, biological process: rRNA processing; apoptotic DNA fragmentation; siRNA processing. Gene Ontology annotation, molecular function: deoxyribonuclease I activity; DNA binding; ribonuclease III activity. Bases 1 to 5199 code for a protein of 1732 amino acids. The record is from RefSeq and is a predicted model, not a curated record. Gene Ontology annotation, cellular component: cytoplasm; RISC complex; nucleus.
AUGCAUCAAACAAUGUACACCUUGUUUUUAGCAGCCUUGGGCGGUACUUUCUUUCUGGACCCGGCACUGGUUGCAGUACAGCAAUACGUGCGCGCGUGCGUCCGCGUUAAUUCACCGGGGUUUUCUACUUCUCACCGAAACACACAGGAAAGUGACACCAGUACUCAACCGAUGGAGGAUUUCGCACCUCGAAAUUACCAGUCGCAGUUGAAGGAGAUAUGUUUGGCGAAAAAUACGAUUGUCUAUCUGCCGACCGGUUCCGGCAAAACUUACAUCGCACUGAUGGUGAUGAAGGAGAUCAGUUACCAGGUGCAGAACAAGAUCGAUGAAGGUGGAAAGCGGACUUUUUUCCUCGCCAACACGGUGGCACUGGCAAAGCAACAGGCACAGUUCUUCACCCGUCAUAUGCCAUUCAACGUGAAGCUGUACACGAGCGAGGUGAAUGUGGACGCGUGGAAAAGUGACCGUUGGCACAGUGAGCUUAGUGAAGGACAGAUAAUCAUCUGCACCUCCCAAAUCUUGCUGGAUGUGCUAAAGCACGGGUACAUGCAGCCGGCAAACAUCAAUCUGCUCGUGUUCGACGAAUGUCACCGAGCUGUCGGGCAGCAUCCGAUGCACGCGAUCAUGAAGGAAAUCAUUGCGGCACCGGCCAAAGAUCGGCCCCGUGUGCUGGGUCUUUCGGGCACGUUGCUGUUUAAGGAGCUUAAGCUGCCGGAGCUUGUACCGGCCGAGCUGGAACGGUUGGAAAACACGUUCAGCGCAACUAUAGCAACCGUCGCCAACUACGAGGAGUUUAAAGAGGUGGCCAGCUUUUCCACCAACCCACAAGAGGUUAUCAUUCCGUACCGCAUGCCAGCCAUCCAUUCAAUAAAGCUCGCUGUUGACAUACUGGAUCGGAUGCAAACGUUCAUGACAAUGCUCGAAGAUGUCUAUCUGCCAGAGUAUUCUACCCAGUCCAAUCGAACACUACUAACGUCUACGUCGAAACCGAUCAAGGAGGUGAGGAAAGCGUUGAACGAGUUUAAAAAUCAGAUGGAAGAGUUGGGCCAGUAUCCGGCGUCGUUGGCCAUACUGGCGGUGAUUGUGCAGCUGGAGGUGAGCAAACGCCAGGCGGCGUGUAACAAAGCACGACAGGUCUAUCGUUCAGCGAUUUCGUUUUGCGACAUGGUGCGCCAUGAGUUGGUAGAGGCAAUGAGUGGAUUUAGCGUAGUGCAGCAAAUCAUUAGCUUUUCCAGCGAUCGAGUCAAAAAACUGCUCCAGUACCUUCAACAGUCUUACAGCACACAUGACGAUCAGAAAAAGCAGGCGAUUGUGUUUGUGACGCGCCGCUUUACCGCCAAAGUCUUGUACCAUUUGAUAAAGAUCUACUUCCAGUCGCUACUGGAAGGUGCUGAUUCGACGAAAGAAUCGCUCGUGAACCCGGACUUUAUCGUUGGUGCGAAUGCUCCGUUGGAUGAGUCGAUUGAUGCGAUACUUGUUAGCAAAAUGGAUCGUCGGGUCAUUGAAAAUUUUCGAAAGCACAAAAUCAACGUACUGUGCGCGACCAAUGUGCUGGAGGAAGGCAUCGAUCUGCAGAUGUGCAACAUGGUGAUCAUGUUCGAUGAGCCUAAAACGUACGCCGCGUUCAUGCAGUCGAAGGGUCGAGCUCGGAUGAAAACCAGUACCUAUCUGCUGAUGACGUCGAUCGAGGAUAAGGAAGCCUUUAUAUCCCGCAUCAGAAGGUACCGUGCUAUCGAAGCACGAUUGAAGCAGGAAUUGAUUGGCAAAACCAUCAAUCGUCCCGAACCGUUGAUAGCCGAUGUAGAGAAAGAACUGUUGGAUGACAUGAUACCACCGUUUUAUACACCGUUCGGUGCCAAGCUGGAUGUGCUGUCCUCCAUUCAGCUGCUGAACCGAUACUGUAUGAGUAUGCCGCGCGAUCUAUUCACGGACAGCAACGUCACCUGGCACCGUACUGAUUCAUCGGAUGGCAAGGUGACGGUGUCGGUGAAGUUGCCGUUUCAAUCGACAGUGCGCGAAGUGAUAGUCGGCCAGCCGAUGGCUAACGUGAAGUUGGCCAAACAGUCCGCCGCAUUCAAUGCGUGCAAGCAGCUGUUCGAAGCGGGAGAGCUGAACAUGAAUCUGCUGCCCAUAUCAAACCGUGACAAAGUGGAGGAGUUAAGCGAUAAAUAUUUCCAGCACUGGCGCAACAUGGCCAAUGAACCCCGCAACGCCCAGCCAGGAACGAUGAAGUACGUCCGUAGUCACAAGAUUUGCUACCCACAGGAAACGAUCGGUGGUACACCGCGCACGGACGGCGAACCAGGAUGCUACGUAUACAUCCUCCGCACACGAGCUCAUUUCGAAGCGAGCGCCCGUCACGAAAGCGUUCGAAUUCUAAGCGAUCUUUACAACAGUGGCAAUAGUUUUGGCAUUCUAACGCGCAACAAACUGCCACCGCUCGCCAAGAUCAAGCUGUUCGUUACGCUUGGUCCAAUCGAGGUGGAACUGGUGCCGAAACCGAUCCCAAUUAUCCUGGCGCCCGAUUCGGGCGCACUCCAGAGCCUGAAGCGUUUCCAUCUGAUGCUGUUUCGGGAUCUGUUGAAGGUUUGGAAACCGUUUACCGUGCUGGACGCUCAGCCGGAAGAGAAUGGGUUCAUCGUUGUACCGAUGGUGCGCGGGGAGUGUAUCGAUUGGGACCUGGUUAACCGGUUUCCCUAUCUUCGGUCGGCAACGGAGUUAAGCCCGCGGGCCCGCGCUAAUCUACGCUUUGAGCCGGAAGCCUAUCAGCUGCGUGUGAUACAUCCGUGGUACAAAAACGAUCCGGAUCAGAAUUAUGUGGUGGUGCAGGUGCGCGAUGAUUUGCGGCCAAUAAGUGCGUUCCCGAAUGAGAAGUACAAUUCGUACGAGGACUAUUUCUACAAGGAGCACCAUCAGGUGAUUACACGGCGUGAGGAUCAGUUUCUGAUAGAGGUGAAGGGCAUUACGACGAGCUUGAACCGGUUGCAUCCGGGUGGGGAGGCGGACGGUGGUGCAAGUACACGUGCACGGAACUGGGAGUUUCAAGAAGUGCUGAUACCUGAGCUGGUACACAAUUACGAAUUCCCGGCCGAUUAUUGGCUGCAGGCGACCUUACUACCGAGUGCACUGCAUCGGGUGCAUUUUCUGCUGCUUGCGGAAGGCAUACGGAUAGAUCUGGCGGAACGGGCGCAGAUUGGGAGCGCGGUGUGUACAACACUGGAACCCGUUACUGUUGACCGCUUAUCGUCUCACAUCCAAAGCAAAUCGAGCAACUUUAGCGAAGAAGAAGAGGAAGAGGACAGUAGCGAGGAAGAGCUCGCAACGGUUGCCACGCAUCAGGGGGCGUUGGAGAAGACACCGGAUAGAAAGUCUUUGCUCGAAAUUUUGAAGCAGAUCCACAAUGAAUCCAGCUCGGUGAUCGAUCGGUUUACCUACCCGUGGGAAGAAACCGAAGAGCCAAAGGAUUUGGACCGCAAUUGGGACACUUUGAACAAGUUCGAUCUCGACUAUUUUGCGAGCUUUGUAAACAAAUACAACCCGCGCGUGGAAACGAUCGUUACCAGCGUGUACAGUUCGAUGACCGAUACGAACAAGGUGGAUGAGCUGGUGGCCAACCUCAAUCUCAAUCGGACCGAGGUGAUUGAGGAAGUGACAAUGCAGCGACGCGAUAUACCCGCCAUAACAGACGGUUUGGACGAUGGACGUUUGAGUGAGAUAGCAAUGCUGAAGUUAACGUGGGAAAACACGCAAGACGUUCCUUUGCAGCAGGCCGAUCUGCUACAAGCCAUCACCACCAAAUCGUCCAGCGAUGUGUUUAAUCUAGAGCGUUUCGAGGUGUUGGGUGACGCUUUUCUCAAGUUCGGUGUGUCGGUGUACAUUCUGUUCCAGCAUACGAGCUGGCACGAAGGCUAUUUAACCUUUUGCAAGAGCCGCAUGGUUAGCAACCGGAAUCUGGUGUACUGCGCCAUGAACUACGGGCUGCCCGGUAAGAUAAAGGUGCAUGGUUUCGAUCCGAAAAACGACUGGGUGCCACCCUUGUCCAGUGUUCCGGGCCCGAUCCGGCAGGCAAUGGUCGAGGCGAACGAAUCGCCCGCCCUGUUGUACAAUCUGAAGCUUUCCGAGGACGAAAUACAGCGAGGUGAAGUGACGCAAACCACCUUGGAAGGAUUUUUGCCCCGUAUCGAGAAAGCGGAACAAGCGUCCCGUUCGACGUUGCACAGUGUGCUGCAGCAGGUCCAAAUCCCGGACAAGGUAGUAGCGGACGCAACGGAAGCAUUGAUGGGUGUGUGCGUUAAGACGGUCGGGUACGAGCGGUCGUGCCGCAUCUUGUCGCAUCUGGGCAUCGUGCCGAAAGACGUAGAUGUGGCACAGGUACUGCGGAUGGGCCGGUACGAAGUGGCGGACUACUUCCCGAUCCGACACAAGGUUGAUCAGUUGCUGUGCAAUCCGGAUCGGAUUGAAUCGAUACUGGGAUAUCGGUUCCAGAACCGUACCUAUCUCCUGCAAGCCUUUACGCACAGUUCGUACACGUCGCAUAGGUUAACGUCAUCCUACCAGCAGCUGGAGUUUCUCGGUGAUGCCGUGCUGGACUUUCUCAUCUCGAUGCACAUCUUCGAGCGCAAUCCAAAUAUGUCCCCGGGUCAACUGACCGAUCUCCGUUCGUCGCUGGUGAACAAUGUAAAUCUUGCUUGUGUGUUGGUACGGUAUGAUCUGCACCUCUUCAUCCUGUCCCAAUCGCCCAUGCUAACCGAUACGAUCGGGAAGUUUGUGGACGUGCAAAGACACAACAACAAUCGGACGGGAGAUUGGGUACGCCUGCUGACAGAAGAGUCCGACAUAUCGAUGGCGGAGUACGUCGACGUGCCGAAGGUGUUGGGCGAUGUGUUCGAGGCACUGAUCGGUGCCAUCUAUCUCGAUUGCAAAAAUGAUCUCGCAGUGGUUUGGCAGGUUUGCUACCGUUUGAUGCGGGAUGAGAUUGCGUCGUUUGGCCGGGAUACGCCGAUACAGAUCGUACGGCAGCUGUACGAGCAUCCGGAAGCAAAACCCCACUUUAGUGCACCGAUCGUAGAAGAUGAGGUGGUGUACGUGAAGCUGACCUACACGUACCGUUCCCAGCGGCAGAGGGUUUAUGGGUUCGGGAAGAACAAGGAAGAUGCUCGACGAGCCGCAGCCAAGAUUGCGUUGAGCAAAAUGGUAUAG